Molecule: messenger RNA, 675 nt
Organism: Polistes canadensis
Lineage: Eukaryota; Metazoa; Arthropoda; Insecta; Hymenoptera; Vespidae
Product: gustatory and pheromone receptor 32a-like
Exons: 5
Coding region: 1-675 (224 amino acids)
Biological process (GO): sensory perception of taste
Cellular component (GO): dendrite; membrane; neuronal cell body
Source: RefSeq, a predicted model, not a curated record
AUGAAAUUUAGUCAAUUGAAUGUAGUAUUAAAAUUUAUGCUCACUACUACUAUCGAUUUGCCCCAACAUAAAAGAGUCUUUGAAUUUUGGAAUAAUGAUUCUUGUCUAUCUGAUAUUCAUGAAACAUAUAAAUCGGAUACAAAUAUUAUAAAAUUAAAACAAAUUAGGGAAUUACAUCUGGAAUUAAUAAAGUGUGCAAAGAACAUAAACGAUGCGUACGGAUUGCAUAUUUUAAUGUCAAUAUCAACAAGUUUUAUUUUAAUCAUAGCAGUGUCUUACAGUCAGUACUAUUUUAUGAAAUCUACAGACUACGAUCAGCAUAUCUUUCCAUUAUGUUCUUUUUUCUAUUGGAAUUUUCACAAUGCAUUUAAGAUUUGGAUAGUAUGCUACGUAUGUUCAUCAACUGCAACCGAGGCAACGAAUACGGGAGAUAUUCUUUGCGAAAUGCACGAACCAUCAACUAGCAUGGAAUUUCGUCAAGAGGUUUACAAUUUCACCUUGCAACUCGUUCAAAAUCCAUUGUCUUUUAACGCUUGUGGUUUUUUUGAUCUCAAUAAUAGACUGAUUUAUGGUGUAAUCGGUGGUAUCACAACUUAUCUCGUUAUUCUUAUUCAAAUUGGUGGCAUACCAAUACAAAUUUUCUAUACUAAUUCUACGGAAUCAACUAAUUACUGA